Molecule: messenger RNA, 1293 nt
Organism: Thunnus maccoyii (southern bluefin tuna)
Lineage: Eukaryota; Metazoa; Chordata; Actinopteri; Scombriformes; Scombridae
Product: transcription factor HES-5-like
Exons: 2
Coding region: 523-1068 (181 amino acids)
Biological process (GO): regulation of transcription by RNA polymerase II; anterior/posterior pattern specification; regulation of neurogenesis
Cellular component (GO): nucleus
Molecular function (GO): DNA-binding transcription factor activity, RNA polymerase II-specific; protein dimerization activity; RNA polymerase II cis-regulatory region sequence-specific DNA binding
Source: RefSeq, a predicted model, not a curated record
AUUUGGGAAAAAUAUCAAACUGUAGAAAAUAAAAAAGGAAGUUGAAUCAUAAAGAGAACAUAGAAGAUAAGUAGUGUAAGUUGGUUGAUUUUAGGUCAUGGCUCAACAGAAUCAUUAGAGACAAAAAGUCUAUUUCUACUUAUUUUUAAAUUCAGUUAACACUUCAUAUAGUAUUUUUUUUUAUCCUUAAUGUACUUAAUUGUCUUUCUCCCACGUGUGUGAUGGAACAAUCAGCGUGUGUUCAAAGUCAUUGAUCUCAGCAUCAGGCAGCAGAUCUGGUCUCUACAGGGUCACCACUUUCCCAGAUUCAUACAGAGCUCUGUGAGUCUCUCUCCAUCAUCCCCCCAGUCCUCCACCUGUUCCCCUGAGAUCUAACCAUUGUCCCCCAGGCAUUAACAGCAUUCAGCAUGCUGCAUCCUCUUUUGUCUCACCAAGCUCUCUGAUUGGAUGAGACUGUGAGAAACUUCAACCAGACCAAGACCCACACAUUCAUAUGGAGAUGUGGGACUAUAAAUAGGAGGGAUGAAGCCAGCAGAGAUCAGAUUCUCUCUACAGAGACCUCUACAGCACAGAGAUCCAGCUAUGGCACCUACAAUCACUGCAGCAAUGACCAACUCUCAGGACCAUCUGACUCUGACCCACAAGCUCAGAAAGCCUCUGGUGGAGAAGUUACGCAGAGAGCGAAUCAACAGCAGCAUUGAGCAGCUCAAGUCUCUCCUGGGUCCAGAGUUCCUCAAACAGCAGCCAGACUCCAAGCUGGAGAAAGCAGACAUCCUGGAGAUGACAGUUUGCUUCCUGAGACGACUGCAGCAAAAACAUCAAGCUGUUCACUCAGCAGCUGUGGAUCAGGGCUACUCCAGGUGUGUCCAAGAAGUGGCACACUUCCUGUCCAAGGAAAAGGUGAUGACACAGUCCCAGAGUCAACUGCUGAACCACUUCAACAAGCUGCAGUCUUCCUCUGAUAAGUCCCUGAGAGAGGCUGACUUCUCCCCUCUGAGCUCCACAGUCCAGACCAGCAUCACCAAAGAGAAGAGUCCAGUCAACAGCGCCCUCUGGAGGCCGUGGUAGACUCAUACAGACUGGAGACACUACCAGACAAACUGAGAUGACCAUGUUGGUCAAACAUUACUGGACUGAAUCAUUUGAGAUUUAAUUCACUUGUUCUUCUGUAUACAGAAGGCUGAUUUGUGUGUUUUUGUAUUUGUGCUAGAUGACAUUUCCUAAGGAAAUGACAGCAACAAUAUCUUUCAAGUGAAGAAAGAGCAUCUUGUCAUGCAUGUAGCAUGAACUAAA